Triticum dicoccoides is the source of this 3378-nucleotide messenger RNA. Its product is annotated as putative disease resistance protein RGA3. The coding region runs from base 16 to 3378 and encodes 1120 amino acids. NCBI's taxonomy places the organism in Eukaryota, Viridiplantae, Streptophyta, Magnoliopsida, Poales, Poaceae. The record is from RefSeq and is a predicted model, not a curated record. The transcript is spliced from 2 exons. Gene Ontology annotation, molecular function: ADP binding.
UACACACUGGUCGAGAUGGUGACCCGCAUGUGUGGCCUCGACGAAGAUCGCCGAACCCUCGGGCGCCAUCUGCUAGCUGUCGAGUGCAAGUUGGCCAAUGCCGAGGAGAGGUGCGAGAAAAAUGACUAUGUCAAGAGCUGGAUGAAAGAUCUCAAAUCCGUCACCUAUGAGGCCAAUGACGUGUUCGACGACUUCCAGUACGAGGCGUUGCGUCGCCAGUCUAAGAUCGGCAUGUCCACUUUCCGCAAGGUACGCGGCUACAUCACGCACCGCAGUCCACUGCUCUUCCGUUUUGAGAUGAGCAAGAAACUCAAGAAUGUCCUUGAGAAGAUCAAUAAGUUGGUUGAGGAGAUGAACAAGUUUGGCCUAGAGAAUUCUGUCCAUAGGGAAGAGUGGCAACAUCCUUGGCGGCAGACACACUCCAAACUGGAUGAUUCUACCAAAAUCUUUGGAAGAGACAAUAAUAAGGAGGAGGUGGUGAAGUUGCUGCUGGACCAGCAAGAUCAGCGGAUGGUACAUGUGUUGCCUAUCUUUGGGAUGGGAGGUCUUGGCAAGACGACUCUUGCUAAGAUGGCUUAUAAUGACCAAGAGGUCCAGAAACAUUUCAGGUUGAAGAUGUGGCACUGUGUGUCCGACAACUUUGAUGCCAUCGAUCUUUUGAAAUCCAUCAUUGAGUUGGCUGCCAAUAAGAGAUGUGACAUGUCUGACACCAUCGAACUGUUGCAAAAUCAACUUGAGGAAGUCAUUGGCCAAAAAAGGUUUAUGCUCGUGCUUGAUGAUGUAUGGAAUGAAGAUGAGAGGAAGUGGGUGGAUGUCCUGAAGCCACUUUUGUGUUCUGUUGGUGGACCAGGAAGUGUAAUAGUCGUCACAACUCGAAGCCAGAAAGUUGCAUCUAUAAUGCAGACCCUUCAACCACAUAAGUUAGCAUGUCUGAAUGAAGAAGAUUCAUGGGAACUGUUUUCGAACAAAGCAUUUAGCAAUUGUGUACAGGAGCAAGCGGAGUUAGUCACCAUCGGCAAAUGUAUUGCCAAUAAAUGUGGGGGGUUGCCUCUUGCUCUCAAGACAAUGGGUGGAUUGGUGAGUUCAAAGCAAGAAAUACAUGAAUGGAAGGCCAUCGAAGAAAGUAAUAUUGGGGAUAAUGAUGGAGGCAAAUAUGAGGUCAUGCCCGUACUAAAGUUAAGCUACAAACACUUGUCAUCUGAAAUGAAGCAAUGUUUUGCAUUCUGUGCAGUUUUCCCCAAGGAUUAUGAGAUGCAGAAGGAUAUGCUGAUCCAACUAUGGAUGGCAAAUGGAUUCAUUCAAGAGGGAACAAUGGAUUUAACAUUGAAAGGAGAAUUCAUUUUUGAUGAGUUGAUUUGGAGGUCCUUCCUCCAAGACAAGAAAGCUGUAGUCAAAUCUGAAGGUAAAACAAAAUACGAGACAGUAGUGUGUAAAAUGCACGACUUAAUGCAUGAUGUAGCAAAAGAUGUCACAUAUGAAUGUGCAAGUAUAGAAGACCCGACUGAACAGAAAGUGUUGCUAAAAGAUGUUUUUCACAUGCAAAUGCGAGAUGCUGGAUUAAAACGAAUCACUGGAUUACGCAAAGGCAGAACAUACCUCCGCACUUUGUUAGAUCCUUCAAAAUCAAAAGAGGAUAUAUCUAUUAACACAUCACACAAGGAUUUUAGAAAGUUGCUACAAGUAUCGGCAUCACUAAGAGCAUUGCAUUGCCCCCCUUCUUCAGUUGGCACUUGCAAAGCCAUAAAUGCAAAACAUUUACGAUAUCUUGACCUAUCUGGGUCUUGCUUCAUUAGGUUGCCUGAUGCAAUAUGUGUGUUGUAUAACUUGCAAACAUUGAAGCUCAUAGGUUGUUGGAAGCUGCGACAGUUACCAGAAGACAUGACAAGAUUGAGAAAGCUCAUCCAUCUUUAUCUUUCUGGUUGUGUUCGUCUCAAACGCAUGCCUCCAAACUUUGGUGUACUGAAAAACCUUCACAUAUUAACAAUAUUUGUUGUGGGUACUGGAAAUGGUCGGGGGAUAGAGCAGCUCAAAGACAUGCGACACCUCAGCAAUAGGUUGGAACUAUUGAAUUUGAGUAAGAUAAAGAGCGGGGAAAAUGCAAAAGAGGCCAAUCUCAAUCAAAAGAAAAAUCUAAGUGAGUUGCUGUUCUCUUGGGAUCAAGAAAUAGAUGACGAGACUGAAGAGGUGGAAGAAGUGCUUCAGUGUUUAGAACCUCAUAGUAAUAUCCAAAAGUUGGAGAUAUAUGGAUAUGAUGGCCUAGAAAUAUCACAAUGGAUGAAAAGGCCUCAGAUGUUUAACUACUUGAGAGAACUCAAAAUUUCUGACUGCCCAAGAUGCAAGAGUAUACCUGUAGUAUGGCUCUCAGUAUCUCUUGAGAUUUUGUCCUUACAGGAGAUGGAUAGCCUGACCACAUUAUGUAAUAACCUUGGUGUAGAAGCUGGAGGGCGCAUUACCCCUCUACAAAUUUUCCCUGGGUUGAAGAGGAUGGAGUUGAUUGAGCUACCAAGCCUGGAGAAAUGGGUAGAAAAUAGUGUGGGAGAGCCUAGUGACAGCUUGGUAACGUUCCCCAUGCUUGAAGAGCUAAGGAUCAAAGAUUGCCCUAAGCUUGCGAGUAUUCCAGUGACCCCCAUUGUCAGCCAGUUGACAAUAGUUGGAGUCCACAGUACUACAGUCAGUUUAGUUUUUAUGAGCAUCCAUUUGGGUUCUUGGCCAUAUCUCGUGAGUUUAACUCUUGGGUCUCCGGAAGAAAUAACCAUGUUGCCUCUAGACGCCCAGCAAAGCCAAAGUCAAAGAUGUCUGGAAAAACUUGAGAGUUUGACUCUGGAAGGGCCCAAUAGCUUGGUGAGAAGCUCUGGAUUGUCCAGAUCACAUCUUAUGGCUUGGAAAUGCUUUCAGUUCGUGGAAAGUCUGACGAUUUGCACAUGCAGCGAUCUUGUCCGCUGGCCAACAGAGGAGCUCCAGUGCUUGGAUCGCCUCCGCUUUCUGUGUAUCAGAAAUUGUGACAACCUGAAGGGGAACACUUCAUUGUCUGUGGAGGAGAGCCAUCUGCCGUCCCUGGAGGAAUUGUAUAUUGCAGAGUGCCACGGUGUGGUUGCACUGCCUUGGAACCUUGGAAAUCUUGCCAGGCUGACGAGUUUCAGUGUGAUUGGCUGUAGUGACCUGAAAACGCUGCCCGAUGGGAUGUGUGGCCUCACUUCUCUGACGAUUUGGAGUUGCCCGGCUAUAAGGGAAUUCCCGCGUUGUAUUGUGGAGCGGCUGUCAACCCUCAAAUGCUUAAUCAUAAUUGACUGCCCAAAGUUGAGAAGACCAUUCAGAAAAGGUGGGGAGUAUUUCCACUUGGUCUCCUCUCUGGGAGAUAAGUUUUUAUGUUUACCUUAA